UUUACGUUUUUUCAUUUUUUGAAGUUAUCCCUAAACCCUACGCGCUAGACACUUCUGCAAUAAUAUUUACGUUCUUCUUCAUGUGUUAUUUGCAAAGACCGCAAUUGUCUGCAUAAUGCAUUUUUCUGGUAGUCUACGUAAAAUAUAUCUCACGGCAAGCUCGCCAAAGAUCAUUCAUCUUCUCCUGGACGCUGCGCCGAAGUUUACAUUCCCUACAGUUACACCUUGCGGCCCGAAAGUUCUAUCGCUAUCCCACCUGACCGUUAGGUUUCACAGCACCACGGGAUCUGGAAAACACGAUGAAAAACAAUCCGGGACAACAUUCCUGUCUGCACGCGCUAUCGUCGAGAAUUCUCCCAAAGAUCUUCAGCCAUACUUGAGGCUUAUUAGAGCCGACAAACCAGCUGGCACAUGGCUGCUUUAUUGGCCUUGCGCUUGGAGCAUUGCCCUCGCGGCUAAUCCCGGUGGUCUACCGGAUGUGAAAAUGUUGACUUUGUUCGGUCUUGGAGCAUUCUUAAUGCGUGGUGCCGGAUGUAUUAUUAAUGACAUGUGGGACAGGGAUUUCGAUAAAAAGGUGGCCAGGACUCGUGAACGGCCUCUGGCGUCUGGAGAAAUCCAGUUUUUACCGGCAUUAAUAUGGUUAGGAGGUCAACUCGGUCUUUCACUCGCUGUUCUGUCCCAGUUCAACUGGUUUAGUAUUAUACUUGGAGCGUCCUCUUUGGGAAUUGUUGUUACUUAUCCGCUUUUCAAACGGUUCACGUUUUAUCCACAGCUGGCUUUAGGUCUGGCAUUCAACUGGGGAGCAUUAUUAGGAUACGCAGCUGUCCGUGGUUAUAUCGAUCCGUAUUCCGUGGUGCCGUUAUAUCUUGCUGGUGUUUGUUGGACUAUGGUUUACGAUACAAUUUAUGCUCAUCAGGAUAAAGUGGACGACGCUCUGAUAGGCAUCCGAUCAACGGCAUUGAAAUUUGGUGAACGAACACCGCUUAUAUUGUGGGAGUUCAGUGCAGCGAUGCUGUUUUCCCUGGGUGUCAGCGGCUAUAUGGCCGGUCUGGCCUGGCCAUAUUUCAUGGGUUUGGUCGGUGCAGCUGGACAUUUGACAUAUCAGUCAUUUGGUUUGAAAAUGGAUGAUCCCGCUGACUGUUGGGAGAAGUUUAAAUCCAAUCAUUAUUUGGGUGCGCUCAUUUUCUUGAGCAUCGUAGCCGGGAAUCUCUUGCGUUCUCAAGAUAGCGAAAAGGAAAGACAAGAAUGGAGAAAGGCGGUUGCUCGAAAUUUUCCUUGGCGCAACAGUGAAAGCUGAUAUGAAACAUGAUGCACCUAUUCCGUUUAGUUGUGAUAAGCUGUUAACAAUUACAUUCGCCAGCUUGGCGUGUGCCGUGAAAUAUAGGCGCAAGACGAAUUUGCGUAGGAACGAUACGUUACGAUUGAGCAGCACAUGGUGUUACAUGUACUCCGUACUUCAGUAUACAGAAAAGAAUCUAGAGGUCGGUGAUUAUGUAAUUAUUUUGACUGGCCUGUUGCUAUUUUAGGAAGACGCCAUGCUGCAAUGUUUUAUUUCUAAUGGUAAACUAUCGGUGGGUCAUUGUGAUGUACUUAUCGCUUCAAAUAA
Molecule: messenger RNA, 1606 nt
Organism: Paramacrobiotus metropolitanus
Lineage: Eukaryota; Metazoa; Tardigrada; Eutardigrada; Parachela; Macrobiotidae
Product: 4-hydroxybenzoate polyprenyltransferase, mitochondrial-like
Exons: 9
Coding region: 116-1297 (393 amino acids)
Biological process (GO): ubiquinone biosynthetic process
Cellular component (GO): mitochondrial inner membrane
Source: RefSeq, a predicted model, not a curated record